AUGCCACCAAGGAAUGGUACACAAAUUUCAGAAUUUAUUCUCCUGGGAUUUUCAGAGGACCCAGAACUACAGCCCCUCAUAUUUGGGCUUUUCCUCUCCAUGUACCUGAUCACUGUGUUGGGAAACCUGCUCAUCAUCCUGGCCGUCAGCUCAGACUCCCACCUCCACACGCCCAUGUACUUCUUCCUCUCCAACCUGUCCUUGGUAGACAUCUGUUUCACCUCCACCACCAUCCCAAAGAUGCUGGUGAACAUCCAGACACAGAGCAAAGCCAUCACCUAUGCAGGAUGCAUCACACAGAUUUAUUUUCUUAUACUCUUUUCAGUGUUGGACGUUUUUCUCCUGACCGUGAUGGCCUAUGACAGGUAUGUGGCCAUCUGCCACCCCCUGCACUAUAUGGUCAUCAUGAACCCCCGGCUCUGUGGACUGCUGGUUCUGAUGUCUUGGAUCUUGAGUGUCCUGAAUUCCUUGUUACAAUGCUUAAUGGCAUUGAGGCUGUCCUUCUGUGCAAACUUGGAAAUCCCCCACUUUAUCUGUGAACUCAAUCAGAUGAUCCAACUUGCCUGUUCGGACACCUUUCUUAAUAACAUGGUGAUGUAUUUUGCAGCUGUCCUGCUUGGUGGUGGUCCUUUCGCUGGGAUCCUUUACUCAUAUUCUAAGAUAGUGUCCUGCAUACGUGGAAUGUCAUCAGCUCAGGGGAAGUACAAAGCAUUUUCUACCUGUGCGUCUCACCUCUCAGUUGUCUCCUUAUUUUAUUGCACAACGCUAGGCGUGUACCUCAGCUCUGCUGCUAUCCAGAGCUCACAUUCAAGUGAAACAGCCUCAGUGAUGUACACUGUGGUCACACCCAUGCUGAACCCCUUCAUCUACAGUCUCAGGAACAAGGACAUCAAACAGGCGCUGAAGACAUUCUUUGUGAAGGAAACUACAAACAGGCCAGUUGUCCUAAGACUGAAGACGUACCCCUGA
Molecule: messenger RNA, 969 nt
Organism: Eptesicus fuscus (big brown bat)
Lineage: Eukaryota; Metazoa; Chordata; Mammalia; Chiroptera; Vespertilionidae
Product: olfactory receptor-like protein OLF4
Exons: 1
Coding region: 1-969 (322 amino acids)
Biological process (GO): G protein-coupled receptor signaling pathway
Cellular component (GO): membrane
Molecular function (GO): olfactory receptor activity; G protein-coupled receptor activity
Source: RefSeq, a predicted model, not a curated record